Molecule: messenger RNA, 808 nt
Organism: Solanum dulcamara
Lineage: Eukaryota; Viridiplantae; Streptophyta; Magnoliopsida; Solanales; Solanaceae
Product: profilin-1
Exons: 3
Coding region: 121-522 (133 amino acids)
Cellular component (GO): cell cortex
Molecular function (GO): actin monomer binding
Source: RefSeq, a predicted model, not a curated record
UUUAAUCAAUUAAAACAAAGCUUACAUCCUAGGAAAUUAACAACAAAGGAGAAAUACAAAGAGACAAGACAACAACGUAACUCUACGUACUUGGGAAAAAAAACAAAAAAAAAACGAAACAUGUCGUGGCAAACCUAUGUAGAUGAUCACUUGAUGUGUGACAUUGAAGGUACAGGUCACCAUCUCUCUUCUGCAGCGAUCCUCGGGUUUGAAGGCAGUGUCUGGGCUCAGAGUCCCAAUUUCCCUAAGUUUAAAGCAGAUGAGAUCACUAAUAUCAUGAAAGAUUUUGAGGAACCUGGACAUCUAGCUCCAACGGGUCUAUUCCUUGCUGGGACAAAAUACAUGGUCAUCCAAGGAGAGCCUGGUGCUGUUAUUCGUGGUAAAAAGGGAGCUGGUGGUAUAACCAUCAAGAAGACUGGCCAAGCACUGAUUUUUGGUAUCUAUGAGGAACCAGUGACUCCAGGACAGUGCAACAUGGUGGUUGAGAAAAUUGGUGACUACCUUGUUGACCAGGGAUUUUAAUUAGUCUCUCUAACUUUAAAAUUCAUUCUCUAACUUUAAAAUUCAUUAUUGCAUAAUAGAAUUUUGUUGUAUUUUCUAGGGCCAAAUUGGCUUUGGAGUUAUUUUCUUUUCUUUUUUGGGAAAAUAACAAGCAGCAUGAGACAUUUUCUCUUUUAGGGUUGCUAUAUAUAUAUUUCCCUUUUUGUUCCAAAUUUACUUCAACAACAUUGUGUAUUCAGCAUUUUGUAGACAUUUUAUUAAAAGUCUGAAAGCAAUUCUCUGUGGACAUGAUAUGAUAUUAAUUGAA